Molecule: messenger RNA, 3001 nt
Organism: Tigriopus californicus
Lineage: Eukaryota; Metazoa; Arthropoda; Copepoda; Harpacticoida; Harpacticidae
Product: green-sensitive opsin-1-like
Exons: 7
Coding region: 997-2202 (401 amino acids)
Biological process (GO): G protein-coupled receptor signaling pathway
Cellular component (GO): membrane; photoreceptor outer segment
Molecular function (GO): G protein-coupled receptor activity
Source: RefSeq, a predicted model, not a curated record
CGUAAACCUAAAAAAUUGUCAUUAAAAACGUAGAAGAGCCCUAUAGGUAAUUCUUCGUUAAUCAGACUUUGUAUUUGAAACGGAUUCUCAGUACGGAAAUGUCUUCAACUUACCACAACCAAAGACCCGAAGUUUCUACCUUAUCUUUAUCAAGUAAAACAUUGGCAAGAACUCAGAAACCCACCUUGUUCAAGAGCAAGUUUCCCCCGGAGCAAGAUACGUUUCCACCCAAUUACGUACAAGCCAAUUCAGAAUUCAGAGACCCAAACCUAAAUUGAAUUGUAUCCAUCUUUGAAGCCGAACCCCAAGCAUAUCAAACCAAAUAGCCAAGGAGAAAAAUGAGCCUGAAACUAGACCUUAAGCCUCACAAGCAUGAAUCUAAUGCUCAUUUCCGGUUUUCCCUGCGGUUAGACCACAGACAAGGACGGGCCCCUCUUAGCUAGUCAGUCAGUGGCUCAUUCAUGCAUUCUCUCUCGUUGAAUUUGUUACUUACGUAUUGAAGAGAGCCUAGUCUUUCUCCCGGUACCUAUCGUCGAAAACCAUAAAACAAACGCAAGCAUGUCUUACGGGCUAUCGAAAGCUUUCGACUAAUCCCAGAGGAUAUGAGCAAAAAAAAAAAAAACGAUCCGCCAAUGGCGCUCUCAAUGUCGGUUCAGAGGAAAGAGAAAGGAAAAAUAACCUCGAGGUCACGAGGGGACCAUCCAAAAAGGCCGCUUUGAUAGCCAGACGAGGAAGUUGUUCUGUUUCCUGCUGGUGCGCCGAGACGAGAAAGGAUCCGUAUCAGAGAAGUGCAACAUGUUCCCUCUGUGGUAGUUCUUCGGCUUCACAUUCAGUCGGAACAAAUCAUCGGGCCAGAACUCAUCAAUCCAGACCUGUUCGGCUUAUGUGUUGUAUAAGGGAAUAAUUUACAUCUCAGAGUUGGAGUGAAAGUUUCAUACCAAGUAUGAAGACGACAAGGUCGUUCCGCGGAAUCGAGAAAUUGCUGGUCCAAGGAUAAUGGAGGAUCGGUCAGACUUGUUGGUUGGUGUUGCGAGAACUUUUGAGACAGAGAACAUGAAUACCACGACGUACUCCGAUGAGGGUCAGGGCAAUGAGACUUCUCUCUAUCAAGCUCCAGAAUGGGUGUAUCAGGCAUCGGCCGUGGCUCUAUUUGCUAUCGGCUUUUUGGGCAUUGGAAGCAACCUUGUCACCAUUAUUGUGUACCUAAUGGAAAAAGUGCUGUGGACGCCCUUCAACCUCCUCUUGAUGAACUUGAUUGUCCUGGAGUUUAUCUCGAGCUCGUUUGGGCUUCCUCUGAAUUUUGCGGCCGCUCUUCACGGAGGAUGGACCUUGGGACAAGAGCUUUGCUCUGCGACAGCAUUCGUCAUGUCUGUGGCAGGGAUUGGUUCGAUCUCCAUGUUGACCCUGCUCUCUUUGCAUCGAUGUCUGUUGAUCUGUCUCCCACAUCAUUCGGCUCGCUUCAAUUCCAAGAUCUCGUGUUCCCUCCUCUUGAUUCUAUCCUGGAUCAACACGGCGUGUGUGACGCUUCCACCCGUAUUUGGUUGGGGUUACUUCAAACUGGAAUGCUUAGGAUUAAGUUGCGGACCUGCGUGGGAUGAUCCAGACAAUUAUUCAUACACAAGUUACCUGUUAUUCAUGGGAUUCGUUGUUCCCGGUUUUGUUAUCACGGUUACUUCCACCGUUCUCGUCGUUGUCAUGAAAAAGCACUCGGCGCAAAUCCAAUUGGCCUCCCUGAAAUCUGCAAUGGCCAAGAAGGAGCUCAGGGUGACCAAAAUGGUCAUGGCAAUGACCUUUUCAUUUCUGGGCGUGUGGUCCCCAUAUGCAAUUUGUGCCAUAUUUGUUAUCGCCGGGUACAAGAACCUUCUCAAUUCUCCCAUGGCAGUGGUUCCGCUGGUUCUGGCCAAAACUUCGACCUUCACGAAUCCGAUGCUUUAUGUGGUUCUCAACCCUCAGUUCCAACGGGCCUUCAAACGUUUAGUAGGUCUUCCUGAUAACACCGAUGAGAACAUCGCUCUAGCCACUUGUAAGACCAUUGUAACUGGCAAACCCGUGGGCUCAUCCCUCCUCAAACGACACAAUCGCAGUACCAAAGCCGACGGAUUGGGCGAAACCGAGAGUUCCAUGGAAUCCGAGAAGGCUCCCAAAGUGAUAAUUUCCACCCGAAAGAGUCGCAUUACCACGGACGGGCUCUAUGGAGAGUAGUAAAUGUUGAUUCAAACAAAAGCUCCAUGGCAAUAAACGCAGAAGCACGUGCGACGACUCUGAAGAAAAAAGACAAUCACUAUCUAUCCUACGUCCCUUCAGGCUGUCGAAAGUGCCAAAGGGAACUUUCUGGAGGGAGAUGCCCGUCUACCAGCUGAAGGGGCAGUACUGGGUUGUGCACUCCGACAACGGAUCCACUUGAAGGCGGUGAAUGAGUGAUAAAACAAAAGUUCUUGAAUCAACCCAAAAAACGAAAUCACCCAUCCAAUUCUAGAUGGUAUAUUUUUAGAACUGUAGUUGUGUCUCGUGAUAUAUCAACUCCUCGUCUUGAUGCACCAUUUGCAAAGUAGAAGAUCUCGGUACAAAGAAUUCCCGCGUAACACAUAUCAAGACAGUAUGCUGUUAAUCGUUGUUGUCAAUGUUGCAUUACGAAUCCCAUUUUGAAGACUAAUUUUUAACUUUUACCCCGGUGACGACCGCAAAUGUGACAUGCAACGGGCAAGUGUCGCAAGAUUCCUUACCCCUCAGAAUUGAACGAUGCAUCAAUCUGUGCUUCUUCUCAAAAUAUUGUGAAAAUCAAUUGUCAUACGAAACCGACCCUCUAGAAUCAACCUCAUAUCUUACCCCUCAGUCAUGUACGUACGUAUGUCGCAACGCAAAUUUUAUAAUGAUCCUCACCCCCUCCUCAUGUAACUCCAAGUAAACUUUAAAUGUUACUCAAGCUGUUCUUCUGCUCAAAAAGGACCUUUAUGGAGAAAUAAAAUUGUAUUACCCCCUCACAAUGGCAAUAAUCCGUGAA